GGCGAUUCAGCCAUUUGAUUGACGGUCACGGUUUUAACUGUUGACAUCCUGCUGGAUGGUGAAGUUAGCUUGCUGGACGACCUCCCAAUUACAUGCUCCCAAUUUCCUCUAGGCAUUACGGUUAGCCAUGCCACUGCAGGCCUUCUCCUUCCCUUGCCCUGAAACUCGAUUCUUCAAAGCAGGUAGUUUUAUCUACAAGUUCAAGAUCAGAGGAGGCAGCAGCUUCAGAGGAGAGAAAAAUAUGGGAGGAAACUGCCUCAAUCAGCAACUGGAGGAAAUUAUCAGAACUGUUCUUGGCAACCUGGACAGUCUCCAACCCUUCUCUAGCUCCCACUUCAUUGUCUUCCCUUAUAGGAAGAGGCGAGAGGGAGCGUCUAAGGUCAUGUGCAAACAUGGUGAGAGGAAACUGAGAGCCUACCCGUUUACUCUUAUCCUCUACUUGGAGAAAAACAUGCAGAAUGAGGAAGCAAAGCAAGUAGAGGAGAAGCUGAGCUCAGAGAAAUACGUGGCACAGCAGUUCCCCCCUGUUUCUGAGCCCCAGUCAAAGCGCCAUAAAAGCGAUUCACCACUAGAGGAGGCCAUACUAAAGCGCUUAAUCAAGGACAUGGAGGCUGAAGGCAAGGUUUCUGUGGUUGGCAGGCUCCCUCUGUAUUGUCCACAUGCAGAGAGAGAGGUGAAAGAAGAUCCAGGACAUGCUGACAAGAAAGGUUCCAAGGGGUUUGACGAACCCCAGCAGAAAUCAGGUGUCAACACAGUCAGAGGAAGUUGGACUGCAGGUGAAGUGCAUCCUGGGACAAUACAGAACAUGGGAGAGGAGGAGAGUGAUGAGAAGGAAGAAAAUGCAGACCCUGGGGAACCAGGGAUUUUGACUCGAUUGGCCAGCCAUAUCUUCCCCUUCUCCUUGUUCUUCAGGGACCCCUGAGGGCCGUGGUAGAGAGACAGGAGAUGUUACUGGUUCCAGCAGUGGAAACUCACUGGGGUUUGUCUGGCGAUCAAAAAAGUUUUCAGAUUUUCUUAAUUUUUCACGAAUAGUAUUUCGUUAACCUGUUGGUUUUUAGUUUUCCUUCAUCCUCCAUUGAUCAUCUUCGAUAUCAGUGUCAUUGUUUUUUUCCAUUUUGCUGAGAUUUCUCCUCUUCAUGUUGUAGCUCUUUGUUGAUACCAUGAGCAAAUAAAUACAGUAUGGUUA
Molecule: messenger RNA, 1186 nt
Organism: Perca fluviatilis (European perch)
Lineage: Eukaryota; Metazoa; Chordata; Actinopteri; Perciformes; Percidae
Product: membrane-anchored junction protein
Exons: 10
Coding region: 128-922 (264 amino acids)
Biological process (GO): homologous chromosome pairing at meiosis; meiotic attachment of telomere to nuclear envelope
Cellular component (GO): nuclear inner membrane
Molecular function (GO): DNA binding
Source: RefSeq, a predicted model, not a curated record